AUGCUUUUUACAAACGAUAUUUUACUGCAGCAUACUGCAAGUCGCAAACAAAAUUCAUUGGCAAUUGUUUGGCUGGCAGCAACAUUAGGACAAAGAAACUCUUGUAAAAAACUGGGUCGCAAGGAAGUCAAUGCAGUGAAUCUGGUACAAACAUGCCAUUAUUUGACCUCGCCACCAGAACCGUUGGCUCUGCGACUCAGUUCUAAUCUUAUGAUGGGAGUUGCUCGUGUCUACUCGCACCAAACCAACUUUUUCUAUGGAGAUGUCAAUAGUGUCAUUAUUAAAUUGAAACGCACACUGUCUCCACUUCAAACCACUGAUAUUGAUCUAGCCAAUCCCGAGGUCAGGCUUGAACAUAUUACUUUGGAAAAUGAUAUUGACGAUACCCUGCUUUUGUUUGAGCAAACAGUCAAGAUGAAAGAUGGAAAGAUUGUUUUUACUAAAACACCCACCACUGUACUUGGUUCAUCAAAACGGUGUUCGGAAAAAGUAUUUGAUUCUUUCAGUCGUCUCGGUCUGGAAGAAUCGGAUACACCCUUGACUAAAAUGUACAACAAACACAUGAUUUAUUCAAACGAUAUUCCUGGUAGCAUAGCUACGUCUCCUCUUACAAACAGACACCUGUCUCGAAUCAAAUCAAAUGCAUAUUCAUCCUUGUCAUCUCACCAGUCGCGCUCCAUUCUACUGAGCAACGAUCCUCUACAAGACUUUCUUGAUUCUGGGGAUGCUAUUGAUGUCAUGGACCCUCUUAUGAAAGACUUUGGAGGAAUGCAACAGGAUGACUUUGAUAUAUUUACAGACUAUCCAGUUCAAACUUCUGAUCUCAGAAAUCAUGAUCAGCAGCUUUCGUUUGGACACCAAGACAGUCAUGACUUUGUCAAGCGCAUGGCUCCCAAUCGUGCUAAUGAGCACACAUGGCUUGAAAUUCCAAUUACUACAAUAACGCCAAGCUCUGAUAUUGCCGAGGUAGCUCAGGUGCCAAUACUGACCAAGCGCAUAAAGCUGGCAGCUGGAAAGCGUAAUCUUUUUGAUGAAGCGAUCUCGCUACCAGAUGAGCCACAUUCAACAAAAACAAAUACUUUUAUAGCAAAAAUAUCCAAUAUGGAGACGGCAAAAUUUACCAAGAAGCAGAAUCAAGUGUAUUUGCAAAAUCUAAUGCAUCAACCAGAUCUGUCACGCAAUCUAAACAUGUUUUGGCAUGAAACAGUGGUUUCUCAUUUUGAUGACGAGACAGUAGUUUCAGGUCGUAAACGACCACGAUUCGGUCCAUCGAGUUUUACAGCAAACAAGCAAAUCGCACAAGAGUUUGACAAAAUAGCUUAUCAGCCAAACAGAAACAACCAGAUUGGGAAUGAAGGCAACUUUGACAAUUAUAACUUUGAUGAACCCAACCUAUCUGCUGAAAUAGGACGAGCUCUCGAGUCUGGCGAUAUACCGCUUGAAACCCAUGUAUCGCCAAAAGUCAUGCCAUGGCAUGUUCCGUCGGCUACAAACUCGAGCGUAUCAGGCAAAAAAAUCAGUGGGAUUCGUAAUAGUGACAAGCAUGUAUUUGAUGGAGAUCUUGGAUUGCAUGGCGUGCUUCCAGUAUCGGAAUCGGAUAAAAAUAUUGGAUUCGAGUUUGACACAAGUGAUGUGUUUGCUCAUCAACACAGGUCUCCAGACAAGGAAUCAACUGCAUUUUAUGAAUAUAUUCGAUCAAUCAUGGUUGAGGCAUCCACAAGUUCGGUGCAUCUUUUUGACCUUUUAGAGCACGUAAAUUCCCGCACUGUUGCCAGUCAAGCAUUUUUUAAUGUGCUUAAUCUUGCUACAAAAAACCGUGUCCGCAUAUAUCAGUUUCAACCAUAUGGUGAUAUUGAGCUUGAACUAUGUGAAUGA
Molecule: messenger RNA, 1875 nt
Organism: Batrachochytrium dendrobatidis JAM81
Lineage: Eukaryota; Fungi; Chytridiomycota; Chytridiomycetes; Rhizophydiales
Exons: 14
Coding region: 1-1875 (624 amino acids)
Biological process (GO): replication-born double-strand break repair via sister chromatid exchange; sister chromatid cohesion
Cellular component (GO): cohesin complex
Molecular function (GO): chromatin binding; protein binding
Source: RefSeq, a predicted model, not a curated record